This is a messenger RNA of Lodderomyces beijingensis, 1971 nucleotides long. The record is from the annotation of a GenBank genome assembly. NCBI's taxonomy places the organism in Eukaryota, Fungi, Ascomycota, Pichiomycetes, Serinales, Debaryomycetaceae.
AUGGAUAUUGUACUGUUGGGCCUAUCGCCCAACUCGUCGCGAUCCAAAAAGAUACUCAGAGUUGUCAACAGCAACAACCGUAUAUCAAUUGCAAUAAGUAAACAGUUUGAAACCCUCAAUGCCUUCACCAAGACAUUUUUAGCAAUCCAAUAUCAACAGCAACAACAAGUUGAGGGCACCGCUCAAAAACAACCAGAAGGAAACGAACAAUUACAAGAGAUAUUCAAGGACUUGUUCCUUUUGCUUGAUGUCGAAAGCUUUAGCUUGGAAAAAGUGACAAAUAUCAAUUUGGAGAAGCUCAAGGAUAUCCAGUCUAGGCUUUACGGAGUCACCCCGCACGGGAAGAAUGAUGAAACGAUAGUGACGCUAAUCAACGAAUAUACGAUACUUGCCUUGAGUUUGAACUUGUCAAACUCGCUCAUUUACAAGACAUUGAUUUUGAAGAACCAGCAGGUGUACUGGGAAACAAUCUAUAACUCCAGAUUCAACAAGUUGGUUUACUUUGUGCAAACUUCGCCAAUCAAGUUGUACCAUUUUGCAAUAGAAAUGAUUCAGAGAACUAAUAGGGCCGUCUCCUCCAGCUUCCAUCAAGUGUCAGAAAAACCGGGAGUCGAAGAGGACAACCAAGUUUAUGGGACAUGGCUCAGGAUCAACCAUUUUGCAAGAACAAUGACAAAGCUGGUUUUCCAGGCAAUUGAGACAAUUUUUGUUGAGGAUAACCCGGCAAUUGCAUUUUUAUCCAAGCGCGAUGCCUCGAUUGUCUCAUCGUUAAAGUGGUACAUCACUUCGAUUGUCAAAGCACCCAUUACAAUCACCAAUAGAGAAAUCAAGACGAAAUUGAGAGCCAUCAAGAACGAAAUAGAGUUGAAUACAGGUAACAUUGAUAAACUCAUCAAGGGCAACGUUGAAAACUUGUUGCCCACCUUGACAGCCAUCUUGGGAAUUGACAAGGACGGCAAGAACCAGAUACUUCAAGCUGCAGACUCGAUUAUAAAAUUUGACAAAAAGCAGUACUCUGCCACCUCGCAAUCGUCAUUCUUGACUCGAUACUGGCCCCUUCUUUUAGUGGUGCUCAUUUACGCACCAUCUCAAUCGCAAUCGAUGUACAAAAACCGAGAUGAAAUCUUGCACUGGAUCCAAUAUAACGGAAUCGAGCCCGUAAAGGGGUUCUUUGUCAACUGGGUCAUCAAGCCGCUCAAUGAAAUGUUGAACAUAUUGAGAAGCGAUAGCGAUGGAAUCACAAUCACCACCAAGGACUCGCUCAGGUCCGACGUGGAUUCGCUCGAAAAGAUGAUUUUGGAAUUUGCUCACGAUAACCACAUUGACACCACGCCCCAGAUUGUUGCUAGCGAUGUGCAAAACGGCGACUUGAACAUCGUCAUGUCGCGCUAUGAACAGGAGAUCAGGCUGCCUAUCAAAUACAUCAUCUCGGGAUCACUUUUGAGACUAGUAUUGAUUCAAAUGCAAAAAGUUAAAGUUGAUGGCGCAGUAGCCAUAAGUGGCAUCGACAAGCUAAUGAAGAGUCAGCAAUUGGUGUUUGGAAUUGUAUCCAUGAGUCCGUCAAUCAUCAUCCUUUACCAAAUUUACAGCUACCUUACAAGUGCCAGACCAAUUAUGGUCAACGGUAAGCAAUUGAACAUUGUUUGCUUGAAGUGUUUGAACAAUAUAGAAAACUUGCUCAUCAUGUUGCGAAAUGACCAAAUCGAGGAGGAACAGAGUGGGAAAGAUGCCACCGCAGCCGAAAGGAAACAGAGGCAAGCGAGUGAGCGGGCAGAGGCAGAUCUGUAUGAAGGCGAGUUGUUGAUUGAAAUCAUCAAUCUUAUAAUUAGCUCCGAACCCAUCAUCCCCAAGGAGUUGCAUAAGGAUUGGAUCCGCGACUUGAACGAGUUGAAUAAUAGUACUUUUGGACUUGACACGAAAUUGGCAUUGGUGAAUAGGGUGUGGAAUAUGUAUGGUUCUUACUUUAAAUAA